GCUUUGGGACCCGGCUUUUCUGAGUUCAGACUCCAGCUGUGCACUUCCUAGCCGUGCGACCUCAGAAAAUUUCCGGAGCCUUUUCUGGAUCUCAGGUUCCCUAUGUGGGCGUAGGAAAGGCUCUCCAGCGAAGCUGGCAUGAGACACAAACGAGGGAUGAAGCGGAAGGCCUUUGCAUUGGCGCUAAACAAUCGCAGCCCCGGGCGCGCGGCACACCUGGGGCCUGGGAGCUGCGCGCUGAGCGCGUCCGCGGGCGGGAGCGUCCGCAGUCACCGAGGCAACCGGGGACGCCUCGCGAUCCGGGCCGCGUGCGGCAGAGCGGAGGAGGCUGCAUGAGGCUGGAAGACUCGGUGGUGGCGACCGCGGGCCCGGCGCCUGAGACGGGCCGCGGCGGGGAGCAGCCUCGGCCGCCCGCGGGGCAGGGGUGCGGGGCGCGAGGGGAGCCCGGCGGCGGCGGCCCGCAGGAUUCCUGCCAACAGCGGAAGAAGUUUUUAUACUGUGAGCCACAUAAGAGAAUUAAGGAAGUACUGGAAGAAGAGCUUUAUAUUAAGAGAGAUGAAUGCCACAUUAAAAAUCCACCUACAGUGGCCCUGGAAGGGAUCUGGAGCAUUAAAAGGAAUCUCCCUGUGGGAGGCUUGAAGCCCGGACAGCCAAGCAGAAACAGUUUACUGCCACAAGCCAAGUACUAUUCGAGGCAUGGAGGGCUGAGAAUUUUCCUGUUCUGUGGCAUGUAACAACAGCAACCAAAAGUUCUCUACCAGUGCUGCUCAAGCUCUAAGGAUAAGAUGAAUAAAUAUUUCCAUUGAGAAGAAACCUCUUACUCCUGUUGUCUGACAAACAGAGAAGAAACCCAAGUUUGUUUCACAGUUUCUAUUUUUAAAGAAAUGUAUAUUAAUCUGUAAUUCCUAUUAUUGGUAUUAAUUCCUAUCUCUAAAUUAACUCAAGGUAAUUAAAGACCUGAAAAGAAUGAGGGAAAAUAUUAUACUUAUUUUUUAGUUGCUCCAGUUGGAAUACAUUGGGCUUCUAAUUCAGCCUAUUUUAUUAAAAUAUGUGAAGCAUAAUGAAACCAAGGCAUUUUAUUGAGUCUUUACUUCAAGGUAAACAUUAUAAAUCAUAAUCCAUCACUAUAGUGUAAUUAUGUUCAGCCAUUAAAAAACAACAAUGGAAAUAAAUACAGGUAUUUGUUUCUGUUAGUGAAUGAAUGACAUAGGUGAAAAGCCUCUGACUGGGAGACAAUCAUUUUAAUGCUCACCUUGAUAGCACUCAUCAUUUCUCUAGAAUUUGUCCAUUAAAUAGUAAGGAGCAAAGAAAUCUAAAAAAGGAUUUUACUAAUGCUGCUGGUUUAAAAAGAGGUUAAAAAGAAGAAAGAAAAAAAAAAGAAGAAAGAAAACAAAACUUUCUUCCUCCCUUCCCCACCAAUUGUUAAAAGUAAUGAAUGCAGUAUAGAAAAAUUAGAAAAUAAAGAAAUAAGAAGGAAAAAAACGCAUCUGUGAUUCAAUUGCAAGAAACAACCACUAACAACGUGUUGGCAUAUUUUCUUUCUUUUUUCCUAUGUACAUUUUAUUAUAAAUGUCUGAAACUGCACUGUAUAUUAUAUUAUUUAUUUUAACAUAUCAUAUAAUUUCCCAUUCAUUAAAGUAUGCCUUUGAAUAAUUACUUUUAAACAUCUUUAUAUGCUUGUACUAAAUUUUUGUACUUCUUUUUUGGGCAUUUGGGUUUUUCCAGUUU
Molecule: messenger RNA, 1728 nt
Organism: Manis javanica (Malayan pangolin)
Lineage: Eukaryota; Metazoa; Chordata; Mammalia; Pholidota; Manidae
Gene: C11H11orf97
Product: chromosome 11 C11orf97 homolog
Cellular component (GO): ciliary base
Source: RefSeq, a predicted model, not a curated record